AACGUGUAUGUCAAUAGUUAAAUCAGUUUGGGAUAAAUUUUAGAACUUGGUGUUACAAAAAUACACAGUACAUGAACUAAGAAAAUGUCUAAAUUUCUUAGUUUAAGUAUUGGACUUUUAUUAUCAUUAUUUUGUCAGGUAACAUGUGUAGAGCCGGAAUUAAGUGCAAAAAUAGUGUAUCAACUGUUGUCAAUGCGAAUAGACAAUGUUGUUCGUGAAAACAAUAAUCUAAAAUCUGAACUUAAGGAAACUAAGGCAGUUGUUGAUAGACUCGAGAACAAAAUCGAAAGUAUGGAAGUGAAUAUCUCCCUAAUGGCAAGUAAAGCGGCAAGAUAUGAAGAAGAAAAUUCAAAACCUCUGUUAAAUGAAAAGAUGCAGGCUUUUGAAAAAUUAUUUGCGUCUCGACUUCAAAAGAAAUUUAAGACAGAAGCAAUAGUAUCGCGGAAAAUGCUAACUAACGGGAAGUCACACAUGAAAGAAACAAUAAGGGAAAUUGAACAAAAGUUUAAAAGUUUCAAAUCGGAACUCAUAGAUAAUCUAAGUGCAAUGAAUACCACUGUUGACAGUUUAGAAAAUUCAAUUUCCAAACAAAACAUAACAACAAUCACUAUGCUAGUAGCAGUAGAGGACAAACUCAAAAGUCAGUUAAAUGAAACAAACAUGCUCAUACAAGACAUGAAUGAAGACUUUGGGAGUAAACUUCGAUCAGUCUCGUCAAAGCAAGACAGACUUAUGGACACAUUUUCUGAUCAAAUCAGUGCUUUAAGCCAAAGAACAUCUGAACAAAACAUAACAGCAAUGUCUAUGCUAGAAGCAGUAAGACGUCUAUCCCAAGCCGAGUCGAAUUUGCAAAGUACAUACAGUGGUCUAAACAACCGGCUCAAUAGCGCCGAGGGUGAACUUCGAUUGACAGUCUCGUCAAAGCAAGACAAACAGGAAGACAAAUUUUCUGGCCAAAUCAGUGCUUUAAGCGGCCGAAUCUCUGUGGAAGAAGAAAGAAAGGUUGCAUUUUCAGCUAGGAUGUCUGAGGCAGAUAGUUAUUAUGUCAAAAAAGAACGAUUAGUGUUUAAUGAUGUUAUAUAUAGUUACGGCGGAGGAUAUAGCUCCUCAUCGGGGAUAUUUACAGCGCCAAAGUCGGGAACUUACUUGUUUUCAUACAAUAUACAAUCAACAUAUUCAGGUAUGGCUCAUGUGGUUUUAAUGAUAAAUGGUAAGACACGAACUGAAGUUAUAGCAAGUGGCAGCGCAAAUGGUGGAAAUUUAGGGAUUGAUUAUGUUUAUAAAGGUCAAAUGGUUUGGGUACAGACCUUGCACUUUGAAAGUAGGUAUUACAUCGAGCAUUACAGGACAACCUUUAAUGGUAUCUUGAUAGACUAAAAUAAAGUACCAUGAAUUGCAAUAUAAAUACUAUAUAUAGCGUGAUCAAAUGCAAAAUGAUUAUAGAUUCCUCCUGACUUACACGUUUAUACAAAGCCUAGAUUUGUUAUUAUAGAUUUGAAUUCACACUGCAAAGUCUUGGUCAUUGUUUAAUUAUUUGAUUUGUGUUCAAGCAAAAACAUAUCAAAACCAAAAAGUGUUUCUAUUCAAAUAUAAAAAUAUAAAAACAUUAUUGGUUUUGCCCGUCUUGAAUGAGAGCAAAGUUAUUUAUAUUCUUAUAAGUAUUGGUUUAUAUAAUUAGUGGUUAAAAUUAUAUUUUGUGAAAUUCAUUUUAUCAGCAGAAAUUUGUUAUUUAAAACUGGUCGAUUUAAUUAGCCAUACUUGAUUUAUUUCAAGAUUUAAAACAUAAUUUAAACCAGUUUGGUUAGUUUUUGAAAAAUCAACUUUAAUUCCAUUUAACUGUUUCGCGGCUGCAUCGCGCCAGACUAUUUUGUUUUCAUUAAUAUUGCUUUACACACAUUAAUCUAUACUAAGCCAGGAUAUUGUAAAUAAAUAAUAAGUCAACUAUAUAGCCCAGUUCAUACAAUCAUCAUAAGAGAUUUAUGUACAACUGUUUAAGUAAUUGGCCAUGAAUUGUGUAUGCUUUUAUAGAAUUUAGAUUUACAUAAUUUUAGCUACCUUUAUGUAAAUAAAUGACAUUUUCACAUA
This is a messenger RNA of Ruditapes philippinarum (Manila clam), 2085 nucleotides long. RefSeq lists its product as uncharacterized. Gene Ontology annotation, molecular function: protein binding. The transcript is spliced from 5 exons. The coding region runs from base 85 to 1377 and encodes 430 amino acids. The record is from RefSeq and is a predicted model, not a curated record. Lineage: Eukaryota; Metazoa; Mollusca; Bivalvia; Venerida; Veneridae.